Molecule: messenger RNA, 1062 nt
Organism: Chaetomium globosum CBS 148.51
Lineage: Eukaryota; Fungi; Ascomycota; Sordariomycetes; Sordariales; Chaetomiaceae
Exons: 3
Coding region: 1-1062 (353 amino acids)
Source: RefSeq, a predicted model, not a curated record
AUGUCCAACAAACCCAUCUUUUUGGCCACACACCCAAGAGCCUGCUCGACGGCUUUCGAACGGGUGUUUAUGACGCGCCGUGAUAUUCUCCGCUGCGUCCACGAGCCAUUCGGGGAUGCUUUCUACUUUGGUCCCGAGCGGCUGAGCGUGCGGUACGAGGAGGACGAGGAGGCCAGGAGUAGCAGUGGUUUCGCCAACACCACGUACGAAGAUGUCUUGACGAACUUGUUGCGCUUGUCCAGGGAUGACGACUCCAAACGUCUCUUCAUCAAGGACAUCGCCCACUACCUCCUCCCACCCGACCGCAAGCCCGCUUACAUCGUCCCCUCCCUCGCCAGCAACAAGCCCAAGGCGGCGACGGCUAACGGCACCGCCCACACCAACGGCAACACCACCACCACCAGUAGCGAUAGCAACCCAACGGUCGUCCCGCUCCCUCUCCUCCGCGAAUUCCACUUCACCUUCCUGAUCCGCCAUCCGCGCCGCGCCAUCCCCUCCUACUACCGCUGCACCAUCCCGCCGCUGUCGGCCAAGACGGGCUUCCACAGCUUCAUGCCCAACGAGGCCGGCUACGACGAGCUGCGCCGCCUGUUCGACUACCUGCUGCAGGAGGGCAUCAUCGUCCCGCAGUCGCGGCAGCAGCAGAACGGCCACGGCCACACCACUAACGGCGCCACCACUAACGGAAGUGGGGUCGGGGGCGGUGUCCGGGUGACGGUCGUGGAUGCGGACGAUCUGCUGGACAAGCCGGCCGAGGUGGUGCGUGCGUUCUGUGAGGAUGUGGGUAUUGACUACCAUGACGGGAUGCUCAAGUGGGAGGACGAGGAGGGCCAGCAGCUGGCGGUGGCGGCGUUUGAGAAGUGGAAUGGGUUUCAUGAUGACGCCAUCGGUAGUACGGAGUUGCGGGCGAGAGUGCAGCCCAAGAAAACGCCGACCGAGGCUGAGGAGGACGAGGAGUGGCGGAAGAAGUAUGGUGAGGAGGGGCAGAGGGUCAUCCGGGAGUGCGUGGAUGCCAAUGUCGCCGAUUACGAAUAUCUCAAGUCGUUCGCCAUCAAGGUGUAG